CAUGGUAGGAGGUGGUAAGUUCAAUGCCAGGAUCCUACAGUGGAAGGAAAGAACCAGCUUUUAAAAAAGCUUCUCUGAAUAGAACAUGUAGAUUUUGGCUCCCUUGCCACCCUUCCCAGGUUUUUAAUGUAGAAUCUGGGUGUGGGGGUCCUAUCAUCACUGUGCUCAUGGGUGUCCAACAAGAGCCUUCCACUUUGCAUCAUCUUCCCAGCCCCUAACGGUUUUGAUUCUUAGGUACUUGUUAUGUCAGGGAGAAUUUUUAGACAAACCUGAUGACCUUCCAUUUGAGAUGUUAGGUAACAUUUGAUCCCUCCCUCCUCAGUGUUAUCAGAAUUGAAGUGACAUUUGCUAAGACAUCUUUCAAAUCCCCUGAUAUCAAAACAAAACAAGGAACUAGUAUUUUCUAUGUCUGAAAUAUCUCCGGACCCACAUGUGUUUCCUUUCUCUCAGAGACAAGUUUUCCUUUCAAGUGGUUGAAGACACUGUCAGUGGAGUUCUCGUCAUUUUCCAGUUUGUAGUGGAUAAUCUGAUGGUGGCCACCAGAUCUGACAUGGGUCAAAAAUCACAAGAAUUACUGAGAGCCUGAAGCAUCCUCACACAUGAAUAUGUGCUCUGUGCGCGGGUCUCUGUGGGCGGGUAACACUGAUCUAGUUGUUGUACUUUUCUUUGAUUCUUAAUAGAGUAUAGUUUCAUGACCUCGAGGGAUACUGUAUACACAGAUUUAUACAUUCUUAAAGUAGUGAAUUUUUUUUUAAUUAAAAAAACGUGAUUGAGGGCCAAGCCCUAGAGACCAGUAGACACAGACUCUCCUGCAAGCACAAGCUCUUCAGUGCUCUCUGCCCUCUCGCCCUGCUUCAGCCUCGGGUACUGCCUCUAGGGGGCGCCGCGCGGUGCGAGCAGCGCUGAGGCGUGCACCCCUUUCUUUCACCUGCUCUCCACACUUGGCUUGGACGGCGCACAGCAAACCUGGGCUAGGCGUCUCUGAGCCAUCUCACAAGUGUCCCCAAGGCAGGAGAAGCACUCGCUGCGUCAGUUCCUGAGAGCGGAGCUCACCCUCAGUCUCGCUCGACCCAGGAAGAUCUUCCCCACGGAAAGGAGACAGCCACUUCCGGAAACCCUAGUUUCCGCCCAGGAAUCAGCCAGUGAAGUGCCAGGCCAGAUCUGUGCUAUAGAGAUUCAUCAGGCCCUGGUAGAUUCUCCUGGAUGUCAUCGGAGGCAGAAGCCAUCCUGGACACUUGGAUCUGUGGUAAUACGAGAGAGGACAGAGAGACUGAAUCUUUCCAGUUGCUGGAAACAGGAUUUGUUGAAACUUGGGGACACAGGAGUUUUCAAUGUGUGGACCCUGAAGAGAAAACAGAAGAUCUCAGAACAGCACACCUUUCCACAGUGCCUGUGCCACCUCAGUUCCCAAAGGGCUCAGGGAAGCUGUGCAAGAAGGUCUGGAUGUUCCUUGUGAUCACUGAUAUUUGACAGUCAGAAGUCUCCCCAUGGCUUCUUAUCACAUCCGACAGUAUGAGGAGAAGGACCACAAAAGGGUCGUGGAAUUGUUCUCCAGGGGCAUGAAGGAACAUGUCCCUGCUGCCUUCCGCCAUAUGCUGACACUGCCUCAGACUCUUCUGCUCUUACCUGGGGUGCCUGUGACCAUAGUGCUGGUGUCUGGCUCCUGGCUCCUGGCCACAGUAUGCAGCUUGCUCUUUCUCCUUUGCCUUUGGCUCCUUAUCAGGCUUGCUUGGAGAAAUUAUGUGGCUAGAAGUUUGCAAGCUGACCUGGCUGACAUCACCAAGGCUUACCUGAAUGCGCAUGGCUCUUUCUGGGUGGCUGAGUCUAGGGGGCAGGUGGUGGGCAUGGUGGGUGCUCAGCCAGUCAAGGAUCCUCCAUUAGGGAGGAAGCAGCUGCAGCUCUUUCGCCUGUCUGUGUCCUCACAACAUCGAGGACAGGGGAUAGCGAAAGCACUGGUCAGAACUGUCCUGUAUUUUGCCCGGGACCAGGGCUACAGUGAAGUUGUCCUUGAGACAAGCUGUGUGCAGUAUAGUGCUAUGGCUCUGUACCAGGCCAUGGGCUUCCAGAAGACAGGCCAGUACUUUGUCAGCAUAACCACCAGGUUAAUGGGUCUUUCUGUCCUUCAGUUCACCUACUCUCUCCCUUUUGCUUGGGGACCAGGGAUGUGAUCCAUUUUUCUUUGUUUGUCUGGGUGACUCCAGUUCACUCUGCUGUAGGAACAAGCCAUCCCUCACAGUUUCCUGCUACCAAUCCUAAGGGCUCCCUUUCCAUUCCUUUCAGAUGUAGCCAUGCAGUAGAAGACCUGUGAGUGUUUGCUACCCACUCCAUUCUGCCUUCUUAAGUGUCUCUCUUUCGUCUUUCUAGUGCCAUGAUAAGAUAGCACAAAACCCAACUGACCUGAUCCUGCACCCAUUUCACUUAAGAGUCAGUUAGCUAUCACUUUUAGCUCUGUGGUCUCAAGACCUCAAGGCAAGCGACCUUGCUCAGCUAAAGUUCUAGCAGCUCAAACAGGAUUUAGGAUCUUUGCAGAGAAGCUAAAGUGAACUCAGAACCAAGGCUUUUCUGACACACUGAACUUGUCGAUUCAUGAAAUAUCUAAGACUUGUGUAGCUGGAGCCUCCACUGGUAGAGGCACUGGACAGUCAUUGGUCACGGUGGCUGUCCCAUGAGAACUGGAGCAAUGAAGCAUGUAAGUUAUUCCUAAGUCACCUUUGUGCAGAGGGAGGAAGGGAAAGAGUAAUUUGAAGAGCCUCCCC
Messenger RNA from Mastomys coucha (southern multimammate mouse), 2756 nucleotides. RefSeq names its product N-acetyltransferase family 8 member 2-like. The transcript has 4 exons. Bases 1488 to 2168 code for a protein of 226 amino acids. Gene Ontology annotation, molecular function: N-acetyltransferase activity. The record is from RefSeq and is a predicted model, not a curated record. NCBI's taxonomy places the organism in Eukaryota, Metazoa, Chordata, Mammalia, Rodentia, Muridae.